Molecule: messenger RNA, 810 nt
Organism: Penicillium verhagenii
Lineage: Eukaryota; Fungi; Ascomycota; Eurotiomycetes; Eurotiales; Aspergillaceae
Product: mediator of RNA polymerase II transcription subunit 18
Exons: 2
Coding region: 1-810 (269 amino acids)
Biological process (GO): termination of RNA polymerase II transcription; regulation of transcription by RNA polymerase II
Cellular component (GO): core mediator complex; mediator complex
Molecular function (GO): transcription coregulator activity
Source: RefSeq, a predicted model, not a curated record
AUGCAUGAGCUAUUGUUGUUCGCCUCGGUCCCCGUUCAUCAGCAUCAUGAGCUCCUUCAGCAGCUCACCGGGCUGACGGCCAUGCAGCCUCGCCACGCCCUCGAGCGUCGGCUGAUCUUCAAGGCCUAUCGGAAACCAGGUCUGGCCACCGUUCGCACGGGGGGCAGCCAAGACCUGCAGUCAGGAGAUUUGCAACGCGUCAACAAGAUGCUCAAUGGUGGCAUGUUCUACACCCAGGUUAUCGGCCCCGUCUCAGACUCCGCCUUUGGGGCCGCCCCGGCCCCGGAUCCUGACACCCAAAUGGCCGGCAUGGAUGUUUCCAAACCCACCGACCCAGUUUCAUAUGAUUUUGACCAACAACCCUGGAAACUGGAGUUUCGAGAUAUUCCGGAAGCAGGAACCCGAUCUGCUGUCACGGCUCGUGUCAUGGCCAGCGCCUCGCUGCCGCGGGGCGAUAUCGUCCCCGCCAUGAAUGCGUGGGGCUAUAGCUUUGUGACCGAGUAUGUGGUCGAGGGCGAUAUCUUUAUCCACAAAGACAUCACUAUCUUCUUGCAUCGGGUGCUGCAUUACCCUGCUACCGACCACGAGUCCCGUGUGCCUCGGCAGCAGCUUCCCGAGUUCAAAGAAAUGGCACCCCUGGAACAGACUGGGAGCUAUGUGUUGCAGGCAUCCAUCAAUGUUCAAGAUGGCAGCAACCAGGAGACCAUGAAGACGGCUUCCCAGCAUUUGUUCGGCCUGCGAGAACAGCUCAAAUCUGCUGUGAAGCUGGAGCAGGCGGAUCGUCUAUCACUAGAUACUAGAGCCAAGUAA